AACACUUUUAAGAAUCAAUCAUCAAUUGAUUAGGACACCCGUACAUGAAAAAACUUAUUUAUGAUCCUCCAAAAGAUUCGCAUUACGAUCUUUUCAUCGCUGUUUUAUUCUACUUGAAUAUGCCAAUAAUUGGCACGGUAACCCCGCCUCUAAUGAAUUGGCAUUUUGGUGGAUUCGGUACUUCAGCUAAUUUAGCAACAUAUUCAAGUAUAUUCUCUUCAUACGCUACUCUAAUGACAUUCUUCAGACGUUUAGGAAACAUGAUUCUUUAUAAACGUAUAGCGUAUAAUUUUAUCAAAUUUACUGGGGUCUAGCAUAUGUAUGUCGAGAAAUAUUUUGGAUCUGGGCUACCGAAUAUGUACGAUUUGCCAAAAUACUUUUUUCUGGUGCUUGCCAAUCAUGAUGUGUCAUUUAGUGGAAUGAUGUCUUUUGCUCCAAAAGUCAACUUUGGAAGGCUUAUACGUUGUCAAUCACAACGAGACCUCAUCGUCGGUAUUUACAACUCUAACAGCAAUCAAAUCAGUUUUCAUUUUUCAACGUUCUAUUGUAGCUAUUAAUCAUUUUAUAUAUAUAACAAUCUCUAAUUAGAUAGUUCAAAAAUGACUGGAUGAGAGCAAACAUGGCUGCAUAUACUUUUCUUGCGGGUCGUUUGCCAGAAUAGAGACGAUUCCAAGAUACAUUAUCGGAGCUUUCUAUAAAUCGAUCAACCUCACCAGUUCGUGUCCUCUGAAAAAUCGCGAAACCAGAAGAGCUACCUUCAGGACUCCCGCCUUUACUCAUCCAUGGUUGCAACAAAUAGCUGAUUUGAUUUAGAAGGAUCAAUACCGUCACUUUUAAAUAAUAUAUCUUUCGCCUCCAUAACAAAGAUGCACGACCAUGAGGUAUCGAUGAAGUAUUGGUUCAAACGAGAUCAAGAACGUCUUUGCGACUUAAUCGGAAGUCCUCUAUUUCAAAAAUUACUGCGAAGCCCUCCGCUAGAUCCAGCAUACGAUCUUCUAAUUACUGAGCUGUCAAUAGUGCACUGUUACAUCCCAUUCGGACCACACCUAGAUAUUCCUGUAAUCGGAAUCGUAACAACACCUCUAUGUGACUAUCAAUACGAUGGCUUCGGGGCUACGAAAAAUUUAGCGGUUCAGAGAAGUAUGUUCUCAGCGUACAGCGAAUCGAUGUUAUUUUUUGAACGCGUAGAAAAUUACUUGAACUAUCAUCGUGCGAUACGUAAUUACAAUGACUAUACGCGACCGCAAGAAAAAUACAUAAGAAAAUACUUCGGAGAAGGCUAUCCCGGUAUUAUAAAUUUGCCAAGACAUGUUUCGCUCGUUCUCAUCAAUCAUGACAUAUCAAUCGAUGGAAUAGAGUCAUUUGCACCGAAAGUUAUACCUGUUGGAGGAUUACAUAUCGUUGAUCAUAAUGAAAGUUUGCCGAAGGCAGUUCAAAGCUGGCUCGAUGAAAGCACAGAUGGGUGCAUUUAUUUUUCAUUUGGAUCGAUGAUCAGGAUUGAAACGUUUCCAAGGCACAUACUCAAUGCGUUUUACAAGUCCUUCGAGAAUGUCAAACCAGUGCGGGUGCUAUUGAAAAUUACCAAGCCGGAAGAGCUACCCCCCGGUCUCCCUUCGAACGUUCUUACUCGGCCGUGGUUUCAACAAAUAGCUGUUUUAAAACACCGAAACGUAAAGGCCUUCGUGACUCACGGUGGUUUGAUGGGAACGCAGGAAGCAAUAUACUACGGAAUACCAAUGGUUGGGGUGCCUAUGCUAGGUGAUCAAUCUCUGAAUAUCAAGAAAUACGUCGCGAAAGGUGUAGCUACCACUGUCGGGUUCCAGGACAUAACCGAGCAGACGUUCACCUGCGCAAUCAAGCAAGUUUUGAAAAAUCCUCUUUACAGACAGUCUCUUCAACGAUUAAGUAAACAAUUUCGAGAUCGACCGAUGCCACCAUUAGAAACUGCCAUUUAUUGGAUAGAGUAUAUUCAUCGUCAUGGGAAAAAUGCACUCAAGUCGUCCAUUGAAGAUAUGCCGUGGUGGCAAGCAUCACUUUUAGACGUGUAUGCUUUUAUUGCUGGAUCCUUUUUGAUAGCUCUGUAUAUUUUCAUCAAACUGUUUCAAAUGUUAAGAAAUUUAUGUUCGAAAAAAUUAGAUAUUAAAUCAAGUACAAACAAGAAAGACAACUGAUGCCGGGAAGAAACUUUUACUUACACUUGUGUGUGUUAUUAUAUUUUACGGAUAAGGCUGACAUCGAAGUAUGGAAAUAAUUUAUAGCAAGUUUUUAGAAAUAAAGGUUUUUAUUAAUAUUAUUCUUCCAGUUACAUAAGAAUACAAACAUUCUUUUAGCAUACUUUGAUAUGAACGCGAUAAAAAAAAUCAAUUUGUUUCUAUGUCCAACUAUAUUAACAAGGCGUUGAUAACGAGAGAAACAUAAAAUUUUGCUAAUAAUACACUUCUCGGUCGUUCACAUACUAUGUCAAACGCUAGUGAUAGUACAAUAGUUCAAGGUUUUAUGUGGAAUUGGAAUGCAGCAAACUGACCAAAGCUUUUAUUAGUGUGAAAUCAAAAAAUAUUACAUUAGCAUUCUUCAAUGCAUAUAACUCGUAUACAUAUGCUCUAUAUAGUGCCGCGACAAAACAGCAUUAUAUGAGUCAGAAAAGAACAAUAAAACUGAGAUGUCAGUGCAACAUGUUAAUUGAAAAUACGAAUGUUUUUGAUAAUAAAUUGA
Phymastichus coffea is the source of this 2712-nucleotide messenger RNA. Its product is annotated as UDP-glycosyltransferase UGT5-like. Gene Ontology annotation, molecular function: UDP-glycosyltransferase activity. NCBI's taxonomy places the organism in Eukaryota, Metazoa, Arthropoda, Insecta, Hymenoptera, Eulophidae. The transcript has 6 exons. The record is from RefSeq and is a predicted model, not a curated record. Bases 867 to 2171 code for a protein of 434 amino acids.